Rattus norvegicus (Norway rat) is the source of this 9904-nucleotide messenger RNA. The record is from RefSeq and is a predicted model, not a curated record. NCBI's taxonomy places the organism in Eukaryota, Metazoa, Chordata, Mammalia, Rodentia, Muridae.
AGCACCCUCGUUGACAGCUAGGAACCACCUCUGCAAGCCACUCUCUCUAACGGAGUUGCUCCUGUCACCAGCCAAUCAGGGCCUCGAGGCAGACUGCCAGUCAGAAUAGGAGGGGACACUUCCGGUCCGUCAUAGUGCAGGCUCCACUGGGUGCUUGAGUGAGGCCCCCCGCGUCUCUAUUUCACGCUGUGACUUGCUGCGGGGAGCUGUGAGCCGAGCGGGGAGAGCUCGGAAUCCGCACCAUGUCUUUCAGCUGUUGGCUCCUAUGGAAAUCAAAAUUAAACGAAAUACCUUCUUCAACGAGGAAGAACCAGGGCAGUCACUAUCUGCACCACAUAAAACUCUAACAGCAUAAACAAGUCAAUGUCAAAUUAUUUGAGACUCACUCAUGAUCUUCUGUGUCACUUCUCCAGCUUACGCCUCCACACAGCUUGCCCUUUAGCUCCAGCUGGAUCCACUCUACUGUACUGGAGGUCAUCCCGUGGUACUGUUAUUGCCAAAACUACUGGAGUCUUCUGCUCAACUGGGCUUCACUUUCACCAAUAGCGUCUCAUAGGCUCUCUUCAUGGUGCCGAACCUCAAAAUCUUUGCAUGACCCUUCUAUCCUGGGUCUUCAACUGCCACUGAGGCUCUUCCUUUACUAAUGGCCUCUCCUGGCCUCUCGAAGUGCCAAGCCUCAGCUGCUCUCCAUGCUUUCAAAUCCAGUACCAUCUGGGUGACUCUUACACUACCAAGCUUGGCUGUCAGGACAAGAUACAACCUUGGCCAGUUCUGGAACACAGCUUCUGUGUGCUGACCCUGAGGAAACAUUUCCUAGAAGACUCCACCUCAGUAAUACUGGUAUCUCUUUAAUCACCAUUGAUUUCUUGACUCUAGCUAUCCAGCAUCAAUUUCCCAGUAACACAGAAGUUUCACUUUGAAAGCAAACUAGUAAGCAGCACCUCUCUGUGGUCUCUGUGUUAUAUCCUUCCUGCAGGGUGCUUGUUGAUCAUGACUGACUUUUAAGCCCCAGCUAAAUCAAAGAGUUUUGGAUUAAUGGUGUUGGCAGAGAAGAUUUCAAGAACAGCCCAGUAUUAACUCUGUCAUGUGGUUAUAAGUGGUCACACUUGUGCAGAUUUAUAAUGAAAACAAGCAGUAAGAAAUACAAAAUGUAUUAAAUGUAUUAAAGUCCAUGUGCAAAGAGAUAGAAGUUUGCAGAAAGCCUGAUGCUAAAUGGAAUAAACAGAGUGGUGACCUCUCUCAGCCAUCCAACCAGCCGAAGUCCCAACUUGUGGAAAGGAAUUAAAGAAAAACUUACGGAACUGAAGGAAACCUUCAGCAACAGAAGACUAGUGCAAAUGUAAUUGAAGGAGGCGACAAAGUUUCGUCCCUAGGAAUCAACAGAACCUGGUAGCUUUGGCCACAUCUUUUUGGCUUUAGAGUCAAGGAUACAUGUGGUGGAAUCUCCCUCCCCAGUAAGGAAAGCUACUGAGAUCUGGUCUGUGUCAGAGGUGUUUGUGUUGGUAGGCUUAUGUCAACUUGACACACAAACUAGAGCCCUUGCAAAACAGGAAUCCUCAAUUGAGAAACUGCCUCCAUGUCAUCCAGCUGUAGUGAUUAAUGGGGGAAGGCCCAACUCAUUGUGGGUGAUGCUGUCCGGGGCUUGGUGGUCCUGGAUUCCAUAAGAAAGCAGGCUGAACAAGCCAUGGGAGAAAGCCAAUAAACAGCACACUCCAUGGUUUCUGCAUCUGGGCAUCUGAGACUGGGAUGAUUAUAGGUGUAUGACAGGCUGAUUGCUGUUUUUUUUUUUUUUCUUUCUUUUUGAGUGGGAUUUUUUGUUUCUUGGUUUUUGUUUUCUCUCUGUAUUUUCAGGAAUUGUAAUGGCUAUGUGUUGCCUGGUAGAAAAUUCUCUUUGGACCUUUUGUUUUGUCCACUUAGGGUUCCAGGUAAAAUGCAUUGCUGGAUAUUGGGAGCUGACAUUAGGAAUGGGGGUGGCUAAAUGUUUGAAGGGGUUCAUAAGAGAGAGGAGAGCAGAGUUCAGUCAGGAUCUGCUUCCUUUGUCUCCUUGGAAUGGGGAAGGAAGUGAGAAGAGGUCACUCUAUAUCAGUGGGAAUGAGACUGGUGGGUUGGAUCUAGAGAAGGAAAGAUGUACAGAUAGCUUCCCUGUCCCCUGGCAGGAAUGGUCUGUCACUUAGCAUGGAGCGAAUUCUGGAGUUGGGGCCUGAAAUAAAGCAACAAGUGUGGAGAGAGUGGUUAGAAAGGGAAGGUCUGGGGGAUUCCCAGGAGAUGUGGUCUGAGGGGGAAGGAUGGCUAUGGCUGUUAUUUUGUUGUAGAAAUAGGGAUGUAACUCAAGGAUUGGGUUUGGAGGAGAGGAGGGAAUGGCAAAAUCUUCAGUAGCUGGUUUCCCAGCCUGUUUGCUGGAGUGUUCACAGUGAACACCUGCUGAUGCUGGAGGUUGGGAUGUGUUGGGGGGAAAGAAGGUUGGAAGUGAUCUUUGUGAUCCACUGGGAUGAGGUCAGAGAGGAAAAGGAGACCACUGCAGGGUUUCUGCUACAAAGUUGCAGAUGAGUCUCUGGAGACUGGAUCUGGAGAACUGGAUAAAUGUGGAUCACUAUCAGCCUACUUUUGGGAAGAAGGCAUAGUCAGUCUGAAUAUAGUAGAACAAACCCUCAACCAUAUAAAUAGCUCAGUGUCCAGUUGUCUUGGACUCAUGAUCUUCUCCACUCUACUGUAAGCUGUUCUUGGUGGUCAUUCCAUUUUAGUGCCAUCUCCAAUAUGUUCAGGCCUCUUGCUGCAAUUGGGCUUCUUGUUUACCAGUAACCUCUAUGAUGGUCUGUAUGUGGUGUGGCCCUGUUGGAGUAGGUGUGGCUUUGUUGGAGUAGGUGUGUCACUGUGGAUGUGGGGCUUUAAGACCCUCAUCCUAGCUGCCUGAAAGUGAGUAUUCGGAUGGAGAUGUAAACCUCUCAGCUCCUCCUGCACCGUGCCUGCCUGGAUGCUGCCAUGUUUCCACCUUGAUGAUAGUGGAUUGAACCUCUGAACCUGUAAGCCAGUUUCAGUUAGGUGUUAUUCUUUGUAAGACUUGCCUUAGUCAUGGUGUCUGUUCACAGCAGUAAAACCCAAUAAGACAGAAGUUGGUACCAGGGAUUGGGGUAUUGCUGUGCUAGGCCUGACCAUGCUUUUGUUUGGAAGAAUGUGGAUUUUGGGACUUUGGAUUUGGAAAGCUGUGGAAUGCUUUAAAUGGGGCUUAAUGGGCUAUCCAAGUAGGAAUAUGGAAGACUUUGUUACUUAGAAUGAUUUGAAAUGUGUGGACCUGGCCCAAGAGGUUUCAGUUGAUGAUUUCAAUAUGUGGCCUAGAAACUGGUUUUGUGAUAUUUUGGUGAAGAACAUGGCUGCCCUUAUCUGAAGAGUCUGCCUGAGGCUAAGGUAAAGAGACUCAGAUUAUUUGUAUUGACAAAGGAAGGCUUAGAAACAACCAUCAUAGGCUUUGUACUCUGGUUAAGUCUCAUGAAGAGUGUUUUGAACAAGCAUAGCAAGCUGAGGUAGGAAAAAUACAAAAUAUAGGUUUGAGUAUUAAAGCAUACCAGGAAGGGAAAUGAACUGAAUCCUGUGUUCACAGAUAUUAAAUUGAAUUAAGGGAGUGAGACUUGGGGGCAAGAUCCUACCCAACUAAAUUUAGAUCCAGGCAUGGUGAUACACAGCUUUAAUCCCAGGAGAUAAAGUCAAGCAGAUCUCUGAAUUCAAGGCCCACCUGGGACAGACCAAGUUCUAGGUGAAGAAAAGUUAAGUCCAGGCAUGGUGGUAUACACUUUUAAUCCCAGGAGACAGGCAUGCAGAUCUCUGAGUUCACGGUCAAUUUACAGAACAAGAUCCAGGACAGCCAAGUUUAAGCAAUGAAGGAGUUGGAAAAUAGAAAGCUGCUGAUAAUGUAAAAGAACAAGGGGGCCAUGUUCCAGCUCCUGCAAGAAGCAGAAUUCUGCAACUUCGGCCAUGUGGCUCUGGUUUUAGAGUCAAGAAUAGAAGGGACUAUAAAGGCAAUUGAUGCUGGUUAGCUGGAGCUAAGAAAUUAGCGGUGAUUAAGAAGAGACCAGCAUCACUGAGGUGAAACCUGGGAAGUGUUUUCUGAGAGCACAAAGAAGCUGUGUUCCAGAGAUAGCCAAGGUUGUACCUUGUGCUGCAGCUGGACUUGGUAAUGUGUAAGAGUCACCACGGUGGUACUGGUUUUGAAGGCAUGAAGGGGUCUUGAAGCUGAGGCUUGGCACUGAGAGAGGCCAUGGAAGGCCCUUGGCGAAGGUGCAGCCUCGGCUGCAGUUGAUGACCCAAGACUGAAAGGAUCAUGCAAAGAGGUUGAGACCUGGCACCAUAAAGAGAGCCUAUGAGAGGGUAUUGGUGAAGCCUAGGUGCAGUAGAAGAUCCCAGUAUAUUGUAGAUGCCAGUACCAUGGGAUUAUAUCCAAGAAGAGCAGUGGCAGUGGAGUGGAUCAACCUGAGCUUAGAGUGCUACAGAGGGCAGAGCUGGAGGAGCCCAGAAGAUCAUUUGUGGAUCCCAAACAUUGAAGAUGCUUGAGGUGUGAGCUAUCUAUUGAGGAAAGCGGCUAACAGGGAGUGGAAGCAGCCCAGGAGAAAGCACUCAACAAAGAUGAAAAAGGAGAUGGAGAUCUGAAGACCACUUUGACAUCAGAAUUGGAGAUGGAGAGUUUGGAGUCUGUCCAGCUGGUUUCCUGUCUCACUUAGGGUAUUACAGUUAAGUGAUUGAAUGAAUCUCAGAAGAUACUUUGAGCUUUGGACUUUUAACACUAUUGAGACUGCCAAACAUUAUGACAACUUUUGAAGUUGGACUAAGUGUAUUUUGUAUUAUGCUAUGUUUAGGUAUGGCCCCCAUAAACUCAUAUGUUUGAACAAGCCCAUGGGGGCCAGGAAAUGGCACUAUUAGAAGGUAUGGCCCUGUUGGAGUAGGUGUGUCACUGUGUGUAUGGGCUUUAAGACCUUCAUCUUAGCUGCCUGGAAGCCCGUAUUCUGCUAGCAGCCUUCAGAUGAAGAUGUAGACCUCUCAGCUCCCCCUGCACCAUGCCUGCCUGGAUGCUGCCAUGCUCCUGCCUUGAUGAUAGUGGACUGAACCUCUGAUCCUGUAAGCCAGCUCUGAUUAAAUGUUGUUCUUGUAAGAGUUGCCUUGGCCAUAGUGUCUGUUCACAGCAGUACAACCCUAACGAAGAUAGCCUCUCCCAGGCUUUCUUCAUGGUGCCGAGCUAUAAAUCUGUGCAUGAUCCCAUUCAGUCCUGGCCUGCAACUGCUACUAAAGCUGUACCUUCACCAAUGGCGUCUCACAGUGCCAAGCUUCAGCUGCUCUAUAUGACCCUUUUACAUCUUCAAAACCAGUAUGGGUGAGUCUUAUACUACCAAGCUUGGCUGCUAAUAAAAGAUAUAAUCUUGGCCACCUCUGGAAUGCAGCUUCUGUGUAUUGACUCUGAGAAAACCCUGACCAGAAGAUUUCACUUCAGGGAUGCUGAUCUGUUCUUAAACCUUUGCACAUUUUUUAGCUGCAGCUAACUGUUGUCAAUUGUCCUAGUAAGACAAAGGUUUUACUUCAGUGUUUCUGGUCUCUUGUUAAUCAGAGUUGAUUCUUUGGUUCUAUGUGACCAGAUAUCAUAGAUUCAGCACACAGAAAGGCCUGGUAGAGUCUUUACUUUCCUCUGAAACUUCACAAGCCAGGCUUCCAUCCUCUGUAAUGUUCUCAAUAGUCUGUAUCUUCUAAGAUUCUACACAACAGCUCCCUGAACUUUCAACACUCAGGGGCCCAAAGUUCCAAAGUCCUUCCACGGUCUUCCCCCAAACAUCGUGAUUAUAUCUGUAAAAGUAUCUCCUCACUAUCCUGGUACCAACCUGUCUGGUUAGGAUUUCUACUGCUGGGACGAAGCACAAUAACUAAGAAGGAAGUUGAGGUGGAAAGGAUUUUAUACUGGCUUAUACUUCAUAUCACUGUGCAUCAAAGGAAGUCAGGAUAGGAAGUAAAAUGGCUAGAAGCUGGAGGUAUGAGAUGAGGAAGAGGCCAUGGAAGAGAUAACUUACCUGUUGGCUUGCUCAGUCUGCUUUCUUAUAGAAUCUAGGACAACCAGCCCAAGGAUGGCAUCACCUACACUGGGCUGGACACUUCAUCAUCAAUCACUAAUUAAGAAAAUACUGUACAGUUUUGUCCACAGCCUCAUCUCCUGUAGGUGUAGUCUUAGUUGUGAUGCUUUCCUCUCCAAUUCCUGUAUCUUGUGUCAAGUUGACAUAAAAUUAUCCAGCACACAUGGGUUACAGAUGCAUAACAUUCUCCUUACCUUUGUUUAUGUUUAAAGUUUGUCUUUAAUUUUAAAAAUAUGUGCACGAGUCUUUUGAAUACACAGACACACACACAGAGAGAGAGAGAGAGAGAGAGAGAGAGAGAGAGAGAGAGAGAGAGCAGAGCAUUGGAUUUGUUUGUGCGUUGGGACUUGAUCCACAUUCUCUGCCAAAACAACACAUAAUCUUAACUGUUGCUUUCUUCCUGUAUCUAGUUUUUUGAUCAGCAUUUUCUUUGUUAAUGUUUUUGAGAACUUUCUCGUGUAAUUUAUUAAAAAUACAUUCUUUUGUUGUAGGAAUAUCAUAGUAGCCUUACAGUGUAAACUGGGGCAUUCCAGUUUUCUGGAACUAGAGUCAUUAUAGGGUCUUCUUAGAUCUAACACAACUCAAACACCGAGUUGAUACAGAAAAGAAAAAUGAAAUCAAACUGCUUUUGAUCAGGGACACAAAACAGACUCGGGAGCUGACCUGUGACCCCAAGCCAAAAUGUUACAGAGCCUUUAAGCCUAAAAACUACAAACAUCUGCAUCAAGUUACAGUUACAUUUUUCACCCAUCAGAAUUUAGGGCUAGUGGACUUCCUUAGGAACAUGUAUUGGUGGUAAAUUUAUCCUGUUCUUAUUGGUUGUGCAACUUGUCUACUACUCACGUUUCAACUUGACAACAAGGAUGUCAGUUACCCAGGUACAUGUCUCUGCCAAGCAGGAUGUCAGUUACCCAGGGAGGUCUUGGGAACUUUAUUUGACCCCUAUUUAAAAUGAAGUUUGCCCAAAAUGGCUUCAGUUCCAUUCCUUCCUACAGGGUGAAUAUUUAACUCUUCGGAGAAAUUUUGAGUGCUUUCUAUCCUUUUUCAUUUGUUUGUUUGAAACAGGGUUUCAUUUUGUGCAGGGUUUCUGUCCUGGAAAUAUCUACAUAGACAAGGCUGGCCUUGAAAUCACAGAUAUUUACCUGUCUCUGCCUCUUAAAGUAUGGGAUUAAAGGUGUGAGCCAACAUGCCCUUCUUGUCCAAUCUUACUUGAAGUUAGUAAUUUUGAUACAGUUUUGUUGAUGUAUAAGCAAAAGUGUUGGCUCUGUUUGCAUGUCUUUCUGUAUAUUGGUUAAUAGUCAUUUGUAUUGCAAUGCCACAUGCUUUUUCUAGGUCCAGAAAAGAGAGACAGGAUUUUUUUUUUUUUGGUUCCUUUUAAAAUGACUUGGUGAUUGUGUUUGAAAUUCUGUGACAUGAAAUAAAUGUGUGGAGCACACCGAAUUAUGUAAAUAUAAUCAAAAUAAAGUGUACACUACAAUGCAGUAAGUCUCACCAUUUUUAUUAUGUACAUAUAUGGGAAAUUUUAGGAUGCAGUCACCUAUGAGGAUGUGUAUGUGAGUUUUACUCAGGAAGAGUGGGCUUUGCUGAAUCCUUCCCAGAAGAAUCUCUACAAAGAUGUGAUGAUGCAAACCUGCAGGAACCUCAUUGCUAUAGGCUACAAAUGGAACAGUCAGAAUAUUGAAGAACAUUGUCAAAGUUCUGGAAAACACAAAAGGGAUAUCAUCUGCCACUCAGGAUACAAGCCAUUUGAGCAUAAGGACUAUGGAAAGAUGCAGUUUACCUCUCUUUCUCCAACAACAGUUAGAGGAUAUAUGAAUAGAUUUCAUGAAUAUGACAUGAAUUUACAAGCACUUGGUGUUCCAACUACAGUGGGAAUGCAUCAACAGACUUACAAUGGAGAAAAGUCUUAUGAGUACCAGGAAUAUGGGAAUUCAUUUGUUUAUCCGAGUUCACUUUGCAUAUGUAGCGUGAAUCACACUGUAAGAAAAUGUUAUAAAUGCACUCAGUGUAGUAAAGCUCUGAGUUCUCUUCAAAGACAUGAAAAAACUCAUCUUGGAAGAGGAAUUGAUAAAUGUGAGCCAUGUACUAACCAUCACACGUAUUUUCAAGCACACAAAAGAACCAAUAAUGAAGAGGAUACCUAUGAAUAUAAUCUAUGUGAUAAAGCCUUUAGAUCUGAUUCUUCCUUACACCAAAGACCUCAUUUGGAAGUAGCACCCUAUAAAUAUUAUCAGUAUGAAAAAGACUUUGCACAUCACAGUUGUCUUCAAGAACAUAGAACUCAUACUGGAGAGAAACCUUAUAAAUGUAAUCAGUGUGGUAAAGCCUUUGCAAGUCGCCAUAAUCUUAAAAUGCAUGAAAGAAUUCAUACUGGAGAGAAACCCUAUACAUGUAAUCAAUGUGGUAAAGCCUUUACACUUUACACAAAUCUUCGCAAGCAUGAAAAAAUUCAUACUGGAGAGAAACCCUAUGAAUGUAGUCAGUGUGGUAAAGCCUUUGCACGUCGAAAUGAACUUCAAGUACAUGAAAGAAUUCAUACUGGAGAGAAACCCUAUGAAUGUAGUCAGUGUGGUAAAGCCUUUGCAAGUCGGAGUAAUCUUCAAACACAUGAAAGAACUCACACUGGAGAGAAACCUUAUUUAUGUAAUCAGUGUGGUAAAGCCUUUGCAUGGCGACGUCUUCUUCAAAUUCAUGAAAGAAUUCAUACUGGAGAGAAACCCUAUGCAUGUAAUCAAUGUGGUAAAGCCUUCACACAUUUUCCAAGUCUUCACAAUCAUAAAAAAAUUCAUACUGGAGAGAAACCCUAUACAUGUAAUGAAUGUGGUAAAGCCUUUGCACAUCUCACAAGUUUUCACAAUCAUAAAAAAAUUCAUACUGGAGAGAAACCCUAUGGAUGUAAGCAAUGUGGUAAAGCCUUUUCAUUUCGCAGUAAUCUUCAAAUACAUGAAACCGCUCAUAAAGGAGAGAAGCCCCAUGAAUGUAAUCAAUGUGGUAAAGCCUUUGCACAUAUUGUUUAUCUUCAAAGGCAUGAAAGAAGUCAUGGAGACAAACCAUAUGAAUGUAAUCAAUGUGGUAAAGGCUUUACACAUUUUGGACGUCUUAAAAAUCAUCUGAAAAGUCAUACUGGAGAGAAACCGUAUGAGUGUAAUCAAUGUGGUAAGGUCUUUGCAUAUCGAAAUAAUCUUCAAAAACAUGAAAGAACUCACACUGGAGAGAAACCCUAUGUAUGUGAUCAGUGUGGUAAAGCCUUUGCAAGUCGCUGUAAUCUUCAAAAACAUGAAAAAAUUCACACCGAAGAGAAACCCUACGUAUGUAAUCAGUGUGGUAAAGCCUUUGCAAGUCGCUGUAAUUUUCAAGUACAUGAAAGAAUUCAUACUGGAGAAAAAUCCUAUUCAUAUAAUCAGUGUGGUAAAGACUUUGUUAGUCAAAGUAAUCUUCAGAAACAUGAAGGAAAGCAUACUGGAGAAGUAACCUAUGGAUGUGAUUGAUGCGGUAAAACUUGGUUACAUCAGUGUAAAGCCUACUAAUAUAAUCAAUGUGAUUGAUUAUAUAAGCCUUUGCAUUUACAGUCUUCUUCAAAGGAAUGAAAAAAAUCCCUAAUGAAGAGAAACACCACAAAUCUAGUAAAUGCAGUAAAGCCAUGCAUACCAAGCACAUUUUCCCCCCAUCUUCCUGGUACUCGUGUUAGUAUAAUCAUUUCAUCAUUAAGGUAUAGUUUUGUUUUCAAAUUGUAUAUACAUUUUCAUCUAAGAAUAGAGGUAUACCAAACAAUUUGACUAAUAAAACCUAUUUGAAAAUGAAAA